This is a messenger RNA of Rhizoctonia solani, 873 nucleotides long. RefSeq names its product Retrotransposon gag protein. The record is from RefSeq and is a predicted model, not a curated record. The coding region runs from base 1 to 873 and encodes 290 amino acids. Lineage: Eukaryota; Fungi; Basidiomycota; Agaricomycetes; Cantharellales; Ceratobasidiaceae. The transcript has 2 exons.
AUGGAACCCCACCUUCCAACAACCACCUCUGUCAAACUUGGCAAGGUAUCCCUUGAGUGUGUCACACGCCUCCUCCUUGGCCUCCUUGGCCACGUUGAACAGCUUGAAAGGGAAAUUGCCAAAAUUAAGGAAGCAGGGGUUGAAACCCAAACCAAUGUCAAGAAAAUAUCUCAAACUGUUGAUGUUGUCAAGGAUGGGCUUAGAAGCCUCCAACUCCAAGGACCCUGUACACCUGAGGGGCCCCAGCCAAAAACCGUGGAAGAAACGCCACGCCCCAUACCAAAGGCCAAGCCUCCAACACCAAGAAGAGCCGUGCCCCUGCAAGUCCUGUCUCCCCCUCCAUCUCCGCGUCUCCAAUCCCUGAUUGGAGCCCCUGCCUCUCAUCCACUGGCUCCAGCAGCCCAUUACCCUGCUCUGGUCAAAGUUGACCACCCCAAUGCCUACACAGGCAAAAUAGGGAGCAAAGCCAAGCAAUGGUUAACCCAAAUGCUGGCCUGGACCUGUCUAAAUUUGCAGAUGUUCCCAACCAAUCAGGAGGUUCUGUCCUUCCUCCUGAUGAACAUGAAGGAUUCCGCUGGGGCCUGGGCCCACCCACACCUUGACCAGCUUGGAUCACACCAAGCUAUCAUCCAGACUGUUGAGGGUUUUAAACUGGAGUUCUUGGCAGCCUUUGGCAACCCUGAUGCCACAAGGGCUGCCAAGCAGAAAAUUACCACCCUCACCCAGUCCGGCACAUGUGCAGACUACAUUACAAAGUUCAGGACCUUAGCCAUGGAACUGGACUGGAACAAUGCGGCCCUUAGAGGCCAGUUUGCCCAAGGCCUCCACUGGGAGGUCAGCCGCCAAAUUGCCACCCACAAGCAACACCCCUGA